This is a messenger RNA of Anolis sagrei ordinatus, 11215 nucleotides long. RefSeq names its product spermatogenesis associated 13 (gene SPATA13). NCBI's taxonomy places the organism in Eukaryota, Metazoa, Chordata, Lepidosauria, Squamata, Anolidae. The record is from RefSeq and is a predicted model, not a curated record. Gene Ontology annotation, molecular function: protein binding; guanyl-nucleotide exchange factor activity.
CUGGUAAAACCAGCUAAGCUGAUUAGUUCUCUCUCUCUCUUGCUCACAUAUACACACUCACGAAGAAAGGCCACGGGGAAAGCAUGGCCUUUGCCACAUUCAGGGGACUUUGGCCUGGGUAGAAAGGUUUGGUGGGUUGCUGAUGCGUAAGAGCAAUGUGACUCGAGUGCGGAGUGAGCCCCAAUCCUUUCCUUUCUAACCGGGCCUUGGGUUCGCAUCGAUAUGAGCCAUCAUGUUUCGUGUCACGUUCAACGUAGUGACAGAGAAAGUUACCUUCACCUUCGCAGCCUGCCCCUCCAUCACGUGGAAGGCAGUACAGACUACUGGAGAGCUAAAUUCGCACAAUAGAUGUGAACACAAUAACCCCAAAAGAUGCCCAGAUGAGGAAGAAAGGCUUCAGUUUGGAGAGGAUGAAGAGGACAAGGCUUUGGAUGUGAGCUCCAACUCCCUCUGCCCUCAUGCAUGCACUGAAAACAUGUCCACGUACCAGAAUGGCUGUGGAAACGGCACCUCGGUGGCCUGUAUAGUGAUGGAUAAGAAAGAAUCUAGGAAUCAUGCUACCUCAUUAUGUCAUAAUGGGAGGUGUGACAUGAGCAGCAGCUAUGAAAAUGAAAUCCAGGAGGAUAAAACCAGCCCUUCCAAAAUCAUGCGUUUUUUUUCCAUCAACGUGGAAAGGCCUCACUCCUUGAUAGUUAUGGGGAACUCCUCAACGUGGAAUGCACUAUCUUCUAUUAGAAAAAUUGGAUCGUUCAAAAAGUUAAAAUCUCCGAUUUCCCCAGGAAGUCCAAACACGGAAGAUUCGGACAACUUACACACCAGCAUUUCAGAUAAUGAUAUGAGAAAGCGUGUCCCAAACAAUGCAACUGUGAGAGUUCAGACUAACAGGUAUUCUUAUUCAGGGCCCCUCCAUGAUUUGCAGAGUACAGCAGAUAACGCCUUAGUUUCUGAUAAUUCUGAUGGAGAGGAAAGCGACGAUUCCUUCCUAAGGAAUACUCGUCGCUCACGCAGCAUCAGGCGUGCCUAUGGGGUCGGCCGCAUUAAUUUAUUAGACACUGACAAAAUUCAGGAUCAACAGGACAGCACAAAUAAAGUAUCCCCUGCCAUCCAGGAACCCCACAUUUGCGAAAUCGUCGUGAAAGAUUCCGAAAGCAACAAAGUCAUCUACAGGAGGAGCAAGAGCACAGAUAACCUAAACUUUCUGAAAAAAAGUUCAUUCAAAAGGAAGUCAACCUCAAACCUCACCGACCUCAGAGUUGUAAAUGAGAAGCAAACUCCGCUGAGGACAACAAGCACUUCGUCUGCCGACUCUGACAAAACCAACAGGAACUCAGAGCGGAGAUCAAAACGCUGGAAAAGCCCCAUCAGAGCAAAGGAUUUUGACCGGGUUUUGAAGCUCGUCAGCAAUGUCGCCGAUGCUGCGUUGAAGAAAGACAGUCCGAAGAGUGAAAUUCCACCUUCCAACGAGCAGAACCAGAGGACAAGGCCAAAUAGUAGGCUGCAUGAUGAUUAUUCACGCCGGGUUUCUAGCAACAAUGAGACUGAGAAGCGGAGAUGUCCUCCAUCCCGAAGUAGUCAAGACUCAACAGUUUGCAGAUCUAGCAUCCAGAGUUCUGAAAGUGACAAUGUUGGCACAACGGUGUUAACCCUUGAUGCUGGCAGCAAUAGGAUAUCCUCUUGUGAACUCUCGGACUCUAUUUGUUUAUCCCCUCCUCUUCAGGACAUGGAACCAAUUCCAAAUGAAGUGUUUUAUGAAGACUCAGAAAGGCCCCAAAGUUCCAGCCAGUUUACAUGCAGCACCCAGCAUCCUGUCGUCCCUCCUAGACCUUCUGUGCCCAAGCCUCAGAGCCCCAGUACUGAAAACAUCAAGUGCAAUAUGAAUUCCCACUGUCCCGACCGGCACAGCACCGUGUCGCUCAGCUCAAUGGAAAGUGAGGAAAGGGGGGAGGGUCCUUCCACAAAGCUGGGAAAGAGUCCUGUUUACUUCCAGGACUCAGUGCAAGCUGUGUACUACGACGAUACAAAUGAAGACAGUGGCAUCAGCAGCCACUCCCAGCUGAGUCUCAAUUUAGCCCCGAGUGCUGAUGAAAAGAAGGAAGAGGUUGUUACUGAUGAUCACUGGAAGAAGAAUCCCCCAUUACAAGAUGAAGAAAGAACGGAUGCUCAAAAAGUCACAACUAGAAGAUGGGGUUCCGGAAAGAGAUCGCGGCCUCGACCCCUUUCAGAUUUCGGCCAGUUGGCAAUUAGGAGUUUCUCAAUACCAGAAGAUUCUGUCCCUGUGGAGACUCCAGAAGUGGACUGUGUGGAUGAUGGGAGUGAGUCAAGAUCACCUCCCAAUGACCCAUUGACUUCUACAGUAGCCAACCAAAGAGGACGCAAAAGAAGACCCAUCUCGGUCAUUGGUGGGGUCAGUUUUUAUGCCAACAAGCAAACAGAAGAAAUAACAGAUCUCCUUACACAACCAGUUGCCCGCCCUCCGGUACCAGCACAUCAGGUCCCUCCUUACAAGGCUGUCUCGGCCAGAUUCCGUCCCUUCGCCUUUUCGCAAAGCACACCAAUCGGUCUGGAUAGAGUUGGAUGCAAGCGACAAAUGAGAGCUUCUCAUGGUGCUGUAGAUGGUGGGACUGAGUCUUCUGCCUUAGUGGAUGACAAUGGUAGUGAGGAAGAUUACAGCUAUGAGGAGCUCUGCCAAGCCACCCCGAGGUAUUUGCAGCCUGGAGGAGAACAGCUAGCCAUUAACGAGUUGAUAAGCGAUGGGAGCAUGGUGUAUGCAGAGGCACUCUGGGAUCACGUGACCAUGGAUGACCAGGAAUUAGCCUUCAAAGCUGGGGAUGUCAUCCAAGUCCUUGAAGCUUCAAACAAGGACUGGUGGUGGGGAAGAAAUGAGGACAAGGAAGCCUGGUUUCCGGCUAGUUUUGUCAGGCUUCGGGUCAACCAGGAAGAACUUGCAGAAAACUGUGGCAGCCUCCAAGAUGAAGAGCCAAAUGCAGAACCUGGGAAGCACCGUCAAAAAAUGGCAGAAAACAAGGAUCAGAUGAGAACAAAUGUUAUUCGGGAAAUCAUGAAUACCGAGCGAAUUUACAUCAAACAUCUCAAGGACAUCUGUGAAGGGUACAUUCGGCAGUGUCGUAAACAUACUGGAAUGUUCACUGCAGCCCAGCUAAACACAAUAUUUGGAAAUAUCGAAGACAUUUACAAAUUCCAAAGAAAAUUCCUAAAAGAUCUAGAAAAGCAGUACAACAAAGAAGAUCCCCACUUAAGUGAAAUAGGAGCCUGCUUUCUUCAACAUCAAGAAGGCUUUGCCAUAUACUCUGAGUAUUGCAACAAUCAUCCCAGUGCCUGCAUUGAACUCUCCAACCUGAUGAAACAGGGCAAGUACCGCCACUUCUUUGAGGCUUGCCGCCUACUUCAGCAAAUGAUUGACAUUGCCAUUGAUGGUUUUCUUCUCACACCUGUUCAGAAAAUCUGCAAAUACCCCCUGCAACUGGCAGAAUUACUUAAGUAUACCACUCAGGAACACAGUGACUACAAUGACAUAAUAGCAGCCUACGAAGCUAUGAAGAAUGUUGCUUGCCUGAUCAAUGAACGGAAACGAAGGCUGGAAAGCAUAGACAAAAUUGCUCGCUGGCAAGUGUCUAUUGUCAACUGGGAGGGCCAAGACAUUUUAGGCAGAAGCUCAGAACUGAUCCACUCGGGAGAACUGACUAAAAUCUCCAAGCAAGGCAAAAGCCAGCAGAGGACUUUCUUUCUCUUCGACCAUCAGCUUGUGUUCUGCAAAAAAGACCUGCUGAGAAGGGACAUGUUGUAUUACAAGGGCCGCAUGGACAUGGACGAGGUGGAAGUGCUGGACGUUGAGGAUGGCAGAGACAAGGACUUAAAUAUCAGUGUCAAAAAUGCUUUCAAGAUUGUAAAUAUUGUUACAGAAGAGGUCCAUCUGUUCUGUGGGAAAAAACCAGGGGAUAAGAAGAAGUGGCUGGAGGCCUGUGCCAGUGAGAGGAGGCGAGUGCAAGAAGACAAAGAAAUGGGAAUGGAGAUAUCUGAAAAUCAAAAGAAGCAAGCCAUGCAAAAUGCACGGAAGUCCAGGCAUGGAAAGAUGAAAGGGGUCUACAGUGGGUGCCCAGUGGCACCGCCUCACCAGAGUUUACAUCCCAUCCACCAACGUCACAUCACGGUGCCCACCAGCAUCCCACAGCAACAGGUGUUUGCCCUGGCAGAGCCAAAACGGAAGCCAUCCCUUUUCUGGCACACUUUCAACAAGUUGGCCCCAUUCAAGAAAUGAAUGCUUGCUUGGUCGUUCCUGAACUAAAAGACCAUAUGGUAAAGAAGAGCCAUUUGCCAGCAAAGAAUUCAUUGGUUCAACUGGAAUACUAUGGAUUCUGUUUUGGUGGGAAAGGGGUAAGAUCUCCUUAACCUUUUUGCUGUAGUCUGUUGAGAAGGAUGACAUUGAGACUUUCCACUUGAAGAUGGCUGUGGUGUAAGCUGAAGCCAAUGUUGGCGCAUGUCAAUAAACAUUGCUAAUGAGGAACCCGUCACUCGGUCACAAAGUCAACUUGCUUCAAGCCUAGAACAGUGGCAUAUAGUGUCCAUACUGUACUUGUACCAAAGGAAUGGUUAAAAUCUCUAGGUCAUUUUGCCUGUCUUAAUAAUGAAUCAAUGGCCAAAUUUAGAAAUAGGAAGGCAAGCAAUUCUUUUCCCUGCACAGCAUGUUUGCAAAGCGAGGUUUCACCUUCUCUGCAGGCAAGUGGAUCUCAUGUGAUCAAGUUGCUGCUAAUGCAAGAACUGCUGAACCUCAGGCCUUCCUGUUUGUCUUAAUUUGCUAUCUUUUUUCUGUUAAUUUAACGAAGUGGGAAAAGGACUUCCUGCAAAGCCUUAACAUUUGUCCCACAAAAAAUGGGAGCAACUGUUAAUUUGAUGACGUACAUAAAUAAACAUGCAUUUUUACUUGCUGUUUGAUAUAAUGAAGGAAGGGACCCAAUGCAUUGUGGGUUUGAUUCUUACCAAAAGUGGUAUUUUUGUUGCAUGAAUUGUAUGCAUUUCAGAAACUAGUGUUGUUUUAUUUUGUUACCUGCAGCUUGUGGGAAUUGCUUCUGUGAUUUCUAGUAUGCCUGCUUUUACACUAUGUAAAACUAUGCUCAUUUUAAUGGCACUACUAUACAAAAAUACAAAUAAUAUAAAGCAACAGAAAUGUGGGAAAGUGUUCGGAGAAGGUAUAUUUUGGUAGUUAUAUCCCAUGAAUACAAACAUUCUUUUGCAUGAUUGCUAGAAAAAAACACCCCUCAAAGUAUUCGAUGUGUUUUUCUUAAUGUAUACAUGAAAAAGCUGUUUAACAACAUUUCUUGGUUUGUUGUGAAUUUUCCAAGUUGUAUGGCCAUGUUCCAGAAGCAUUCUCCCCUGACAUUUUGCCUGCAUCUAUAGCAGGCAUUCUCAGAGGUUGUGAGGUCACAACCUCUGAGGGUGCCUGCCAUAGAUGCAGGCGAAAUGUCAGGAGAGAAUGCUUCUGGAACAUGGCUAUACAAUCCUGAAAACCGACAACAACCCAGUGAUUCCAGCCAUGAAAGCCUUCAACAAUACAUUCAACAUUUCUUUGCUAUGGCAUCAAAAGGAUCCUACACCAGGGACCAUCUGGUGUCAUCGGAAAAGUACUUUGAUUAAAACUCAGGUCAAAUGGAGCCUAUUUAUGAAUUAUUAAAAUAGUAUCACUUUGUUUGGAUUCACUUUGUUCUGUGAACUGAAGUUGUUUUUUAAGAUAACUUUUACAAAAUGGUCUACUAUCAUAAAUUAAAAUUUAUGGUACGUACUACUGCUUCACUGCUGUUACAGCAUGCACCAUUUUUUUACUUAGUGGUCAUAUAUUAGUAAAACCUAUACCGGUAUGCAUUAUUAGUGGGAUAAACUGGGACGACAGACAUAUUUCAUGUUUGAUAUCUUGAGUACAAGUCAAUUCAAUUGGCAAACUUAAGUUGACAAACAGGGACAUUUUCCAGCAAGGAAGGAUUCACAUUUUUUUUUUCAAAUUGGGAAAGCAUGUUGAUGUUUUGGGUGCAAAUCUGUUAAAGUUGAUAGUUUAACAGUUGCAUUAUGUGAAGGGCAAUGGGCCAUGUUUCUUAAUCACAGGGUAAAAUGUAAACCAUGUUUGCCUGUUAGCCUAAUACUUGCUAAGAACUUAAUCCCUUUGAAUUCAAUGGCACUGCCUUUUGUGUAGACAUGAUUAAGUGUGAGCUGUUAAUUAUCUUCAUUUUCUUUUCCCUCUCCAGUCAAAGACAGCACUUUUUAGUCCAAUUUAUUUCAAUAGGAAUGUAUACUUUUUUUAAAAAAGUUGAAGUCAGUGAAAUUUAAAAGUCCCACAGUUUGGCUGGAUUUUGCUACUGUAUACAUACAUAAAAUAAAAGAUUGUUCACUUGAUUGGCAGCUUCUGUAAUAAACAAAAAUGCUAUAUAUCGAAUGCUCAUGUAUAAGUCUAGAAAUUUAAGUGAAAAAAUAUCACACACACCCCUUCACAAAACUGGAUCAACGUACCAAGGGUCAGUGUGAAUAGUGUACAUUAAAUCUUUACCAAAAAAGGACCAACCUCUUCUGAGCACUCUGUGGCAUUCACAUGACACACUGAUGGACCAAGUCACCUUAUAUGCUGGAAUCCCUGGUGGUGCAAUGAGUUAAACCCUUGUGAUGGCAGGACUACUGACCAAAAGGUUGGCGGUUCAGAUCUGGGGAGCGGGGUGAGCUCCCGUCUGUCAGCUCCAGCUUCUCAUGCAGGGGCAUGAGAGAAACCUCUGAUAGGAUGGUGAAACAUCCAAGCUCCCCUGGGCACAUUGCAGACGGCCAAUUCUCUCACACCAGAAGUGACUUGAAGUUUCUUGAGUCGCUCCUGUUACGGGGAAAAAAAGCAGAGUUGAUCAGUGCUCUGAUCAAUGGAAAAAAAUCCAUUUUAGCCUAUCUUUUGGUCCUUUGAUAUCUAUUUAGUAUCAAUUUCUCAAGUCAACGCUGGCUCUUUGGCUUAGAAAUGGAGAUGAGCACUACUCCCCCCCCCCCCCCCCCCCCCCAGAGUCGGACACAACUAGACUUAACGUCAGGAUAGCCCCCAGUGGCGCAGUGGGUUAAACCCUUGUGCUGCCAGGACUGAAGACCGACAGGUUGGGGGUUCCAAUCCGGGGACAGCAUAGAUGAGCUCCCUCUGUCAUCUCCAGCUCCCCAUGCGGGGAUAUGAGAGAAGCCUCCCACAAGGAUAGUAAAGCAUCAAAACAUCCGGGCAUCCCCUGAGCGAGCAAUGUCCUUGCAGACGGCUAAUUAUCUCACACCAGAAGCAACUUGCAGUUUCUCAAGUUGCUCCUGACACUAAAAAAGGGGGGAGACUUUUACCUUCACCUUAAGACUGCAACCCUGAAUGUCUACAGGUUGGGCAAGCAAGAAUUUUAAAGUUGCAGUUCACCUUGCUCCACUCACAUUUUAAAAAUUUGACCUGAAAUUUUCUCAGACAAGAAAGACUUGCAACAAAGUGUUGUGAGAUAUUCUUACCUCCUCGUAGAAUGGGUGCUAGCUUGCUAUGCUCUUUUCUAGGGAGGUCCUCAAUCGUUUCGAUUGACAGUCUCUGGUUACUGAAUGUACUGAAUCCUGUUGAACAUGACAGACGCUUGCUGCCUUAGAUUUGUUGUACUUAUGCAACCCUUUCACAUUACACAAUUGUUCCACCUUAAGUGUCCUGGUUCCAUCAUCUGGGAUCCUGAGAUUUUAGGGGAGGAUAGUCAGAAUUCUCUGCAAAAAGAAUCCCCAGCGCUUCUCCAAAUUACAAACCCUAUGAUUCCAUAGUUUGAACCCAUAGUCGUUAACCUAUAGAGCUAUAAUUGUGUAGCCAGAAAGAACUUUCUGUUUUGCUGAUCCUGUUUCUCCAUUUCUGUUGGAUUUCCAUGUUGGAAGUGAUAAACAUAGAUCAGUAUGCUUGUGUUCAUUAACAUUUCAAAAAAUGCUACAUGAGAAGCUACAGCAGGCAUGGGCUAACUUGGGCCCUCCAGGUGUUUUUGGAUUUCAACUUCCACAGUUCCUAACAGCCUCAGGCCCUUUCCUUUUCCCCCUCGGCCGCUUAAGAGUUCAUAGAAUCAUAUAAUCUAUAUUCUAUGGGCCAUCCAGUCCAAGCCCCUGCCAAGAAGCAGGAAAAUGGCAUUCAAAGCACCCCUGACAGAUGGCCAUCCAGCCUGUGUUUAAAAGCCUCCAUCACAUUCCGGACAGAGAGUUCUACUACUAAAUAGCUCUCACAAUCAGGAAGUUCUUCCUAAUGUUCAGAUGGAAUCUCUUUUCCUGUAGUUUGAAGCCAUUGUUCUGCAUCCUAGUCUCCAGGGCAGCAGAAAACAAGCCUGCGCCCUCCUCCCUAUGACUUCCCCUCACAUAUUAAUACAUGGCUAUCAUGUCUCCUCUCAGUCUUCUCUUCUGCAGGCUAAACAUGCCCAGCUCUUUAAGCUGCUCCUCAUAGGGCUUGUUCUCCAGUCCCUUGAUCAUUUUAGUCGCCCUCCUCUGAACACAUUCCAGCUUGUCAACAUCUUCUGCCCAGAACUGGACACAGUUGCACUGAUGUUACUUUCUCAGGAAAUUCUCAAAUAUUGUAAAGCCUUAUAUCAUUAUCCCGGUCACACAAUAAUGUUUUGCACAAUACUAUAUGUCAAACCUUUAUUGAACAAACUCUUCUCCCACUCCCCCUCCACACACACCUUUGUGUUCUAUUUUUGCUCUGUAUCAAAUUGUGUGCUGCAUGUUAGAGUGCACACUACGUUUAAUAACAUUAUUUUUUUGUUUUUCAUUGUUUUGUUUUGGAAUUAUUUCAUUUUCAAAUGAUUUUGGAAUGCUAGGAGGCUAGAAAAAUCAACUAAAUUUAUAAUAUCACAGGCUCUUGGAUGCAAAUGUUAUGCUCUCAACCAAAGUAGCAUUACCCAAGAUAUUCAGGGUAGGUCUGGCCAGCAUCCAAAGAACUAUUUCCACUUUUUUUCGUGUCAUGAGCAACUUGAGAAACUGCAAGUCACUUCUGGUGUAAGAGAACUGGCCAUCUGCAAGGACGUUGCCCAGGGGACUCCGGAUGUUUUGAUGUUUUACCAUCCUUGUGGGAGGCUUCUAUUUGCACUUAGUCUUACCAAGUAUUUUUUUAAAUCCCACCUUCACUUUCACCUCAAGGAUACUGUGAUGUAUUGCAAAUUAAUUUUACAAAUCUGCAUGCAUAAAAAAUAUAUUUGCAAAUUGCACUAAAAUCCCAUUGGGCAUGCAGAUAUAGUGGGAGGGUUCUUGACCUCCUGACCCAGAUAUACAUGUAAAUCAGCUAGACAUUUAUGAUUACUCUUAACACAAUUCAACAUAUGCUUGCCUCAACAUAUGCUUGCCUUCAUUUCACUAUUUAUUUAACUUCAUGCAUUUAAUUUACAUCUUGCCUUCCUCCCAAUAAGGACCCAAGGUGACUUGCAAUGGAAGAACAUACAGCGAUUGAUACAAAAGGGUUUUUUUGUGUGUCAAUAAUGACUUGAAAAACUGCAAGUUGUUUCUUGUGUGAGAGAAUUGGCCGUUUGCAAGGAUGUUGCUCAGGGGACACCCGGAUGUUUUGAUGUUUUACCAUCCUUGUGGGAGGCUUCUCUCAUGUCCCUGCAUGGGGAGCUGGAGCUGACAGAGGGAGCUCAUCCGCACUCUCCCCGGAUUCGAACCUCCGACCUGUCGGUCUUCAGUCCUGCCGGCAUAGGGGUUUAUCCCAUUGCACCACCAGGAGCUCCAAAAAGUGACAAACAAUUAAACAACUAUAUUGACAUCAUUUAGACAGUUUUAAAAGGCAAUUGAAAUAUAGUAGUAGGAGUAAUAGUAAUACAGAUCCCUAUCAUCCCUGCUUGUUAAAUAUGUUGGUUGAGGAUGGUAGGAGUUGUAGUUCAACCAUCUCUGGGGAUCCAAAGUUCAGAACUGAUGAAUUAACACUGUAGAGCAGAAUUGAUGCCUAACAUCACUAAAGCACUGACCAUUGGCCAUUAUACAUGGAAAGAAGAAAAGCAUACACUUUCUCGUUUCCAUUGGUCUUAAUUGGCACCAAACUCUAGCUCUCUUGCUUCCUACUAGAGUGUUAUUUUGCUCCAGAAAAUGGCAUUGACCAUUGAAACAUUUCACAUAUUGCUGUAUUUUUUUUAAAAAAAAACCUGGUGUUUUAUUUUUUAGCUUGGAGUUUGAGACAAAGGACAUUAGCCAUAAUAAAAUGCUAUACUGUAUAUCAGGCAUGGGCAAUCUUUGGCCUUCCAGGUGUUUUGGACUUCCACUCCCACAAUUCCUAACAGCCUUAAGCGGCUGGGGGGGAAAAGGAAAGAGCCUGAGGCUGUUAGGAAUUGUGGGAGUGGAAGUCCAAAACACCUGGAAGGCCAAAGUUUGCCCAUGCCUGUAUAUUGUCAGCUGCCUUUCUUUCUCAGUGUGUAUGAUAACUGCAUAUGGGAGUUGCCUUCCAAAUUAAUAUGUAGUUUAUAAUUAUUGCACUUACUAGAGCCGCUUUCUUUAACUUGCUUGUAUAUUUUACCUUGGCAAGUUUUCUAUAAAUCUUUGCUUCAUCUGUAUAGGGUUUAUGCAUCUUAGCAGCUGUAUACCACUGCGUUUGUGGCAAACCACACAUCAUGGCUUCAGAAAGAAAAACUAUCCGUUGACAGCUAAAGCGCAUAAUGUAUAGGAUCCUUUUACAUUCAUAUAUAUUUGCUGUUAUCUAUGUUGCCAGAUUUAUUUGCAUUCAGGAUGUCAUCUUAUCUUUACAUUGUAAAAGAUCUGUAUUCAGAAAAUGUAUAUAGAAACAUGCAUUCCACUUACUUUGCUCUAACUUGGUUUAUGGUUUAACGUGUAACAAGUUAACAUUUCUCAGAUGUGUCUUAUAAUUUCGUUGUACAGUUCUAAUUUUUGUGAUUUUUUUCAUAGUGUGUGAAAUCCUGGAUGUGAGCUUUAAAUAUUUGAAGGCCAAAAUUAUCAUGUUUUUCUAUAUUUGGUUCGCUCACUGUUUUGUGCAAUGACACCGAGAUCGAAGAAAUGGAACGACACACCAUGCCUAAACAGAACUGCCAUUUCAAAUUCGAACAGAUUUAGAGAUCUGAAUUCCAGGCUUAUAUUGUAGAAUAUGUUUUUGUUUCAUCGCUGAAAAUUAUUAUUUCAACUAUCUGUAUUACCCUGACACCAAAAACUAUUUUCAUAUCAAUGCAUUUGCAAAUAAAAUAGAGAGUGAGCAAUUUAAGUAAUA